Messenger RNA from Talaromyces proteolyticus, 983 nucleotides. RefSeq names its product nuclear pore complex component-domain-containing protein. Lineage: Eukaryota; Fungi; Ascomycota; Eurotiomycetes; Eurotiales; Trichocomaceae. The transcript has 3 exons. Gene Ontology annotation, biological process: spindle pole body duplication; protein import into nucleus. The coding region runs from base 174 to 983 and encodes 269 amino acids. Gene Ontology annotation, cellular component: nuclear pore transmembrane ring; nuclear outer membrane. The record is from RefSeq and is a predicted model, not a curated record.
CAGCAACUUGACAGUAACGACAUCAACCAAACGAUGAGCUGGUCUUGACACCCCUCUGAUCGCAGCCUCGUGUAACAGAAGAUAGGUAAGUAAGGUAAGUUUCUGUUGUAUUGUUUCUCGCUUCUUCUCGCGAGCAGUGUCCAAGUGAUUCCCAACCCUCUCACUAUCUUGCAAUGGCUUCGAUUACAGCGCCAUCUACCCCCAAAGCCUCUCCCAAUGUCGACUCCCAGACUCCGGGAAAGUGGCGCCAUCCGCGCUUGAAAGAGAUUAUCAGACGACAGAAUGCCGCAACAUUUGAUAGUCGUAAUGUCAAGACGAUUGCGCUCAAUGUCAGCGCCGUCAUUGGGACGUUGGUAGUGGAAAGCCCUCUACGAUCAUUCGUCGCUAACUCUAUUAGUGUACAUGGUCUCGAUGCGAUUUCAGGAACAGCAGCAUACACGGGCCUCGUAUUCGUAGCCUUACGGCUCCUUUUCCUCUUCAAUAUCCUCGCUGCCUUGUAUCCGCUGUUCCGGCCGAAGGAUGAUCUUUCUGAUAUCCCUUUGACGCCCACUCAACGCGCUCUGCUUGGCCUAGAUCCCAACUCCGCCCCUCCCUCGACGCCUGGAACCCACUACAUCACGCCGCCAAGAUAUCGCCUUGCCUCUGGAUCUCGCGCAGGUAGCCCUACAAGCAGAGCCACCUCACCGACAACAGCCACCGGCAGUCCAGCUCCUCGCAGGUCGUCAUACUCGCCUACAACCAGUCCUCUCUUCCAAAAAGCGAUGGCCAAUGGAAACCGGGAAAGUAGUCGUCGACAAAGCUUUGGGUCCUCGUCAUUCAAUUCUUCUUUACGGGAGUCUACUUCUUCUCUACGAGAGUCUACGCUGUCGUCACUGCCUUCUUCGCCGUCUCCUUUGGUUAAUAAAGGGAAUAAACUCGGACUGAGCAACAAGUGGCUAUACGAGAAGAGUCGUAGGCACUCGGGUGGAAACAAUUUGAUUUAA